Dimorphilus gyrociliatus is the source of this 2626-nucleotide messenger RNA. The record is from the annotation of a GenBank genome assembly. Lineage: Eukaryota; Metazoa; Annelida; Polychaeta; Dinophilidae.
AUCGUUGAAAGGCUUUCGUAUCCUAUUCAACUGCCAGGACGUCGACACCCAAUUGUCAACGUCAACAAUUAAGGGAACUUUAUUAAGAGAUUAAACCAUUUAAAGCUAUUAAAGUGAUAUUCAUAUUAUGAAACAGAAUAAUAGAAGCGGAAUGAGAAAUGUUGAGUUAGUAAGAAAGUUUGAAGACUCAACAAGAGAUAAUCGAAGAAAAAAUGAAGAUAUCAUGAAGCAACUGCAAGAAGAAAGAGAGACAGCUAAGCAGGAGAAGUCCAAAUUAGAAACGGAACAAGAAUUAAAAACUGCUGAGAUGAAGAAAUUAAGCGUUCGUAUUGAAGAACAAGAGUCAGAAUUGGAGAAGAAGAAGAAUGAUUAUGAACAAGAUAUGGCAAAAUGCGCCUCAACGUCCAAAGAGUUAGAUGAUUUAAGGAAAUCGGUAGAAAUGACUGAGGCUAAAACAUGCGAUUCCGAAGUAAACUCUGAGAAACUUAAAGUUUUAACAGCCGUUCAAAAUUUAUUUGGAGGUAUUGCAAUUGAAAAAUUGAAGACUUCUGGAUUAGAUAUCGAUUCCAUUGUCGCUGAUCUUCCACCACCUCCAAGCUCUAUUCCAAAUCAAGACGACAAUGCCAAUUCAAAGGCUGAUAUUAUAGAUCAGUUACCUUCAUCAACAACUAAUACGAGGAACAUUGCUCAAGACUCAACUGCUCAAAAACAAAUAUCCAAAGAUGAAUCCCCCAUUUCAAAUAAUAAUCAACAAACUGAUACCUUAAAUCAAUCUCCACAAACAAAUAGCGAAGCACCGAAUUCUCAAAUAACAAAUAAUUCAAACCAAAUUGAUUCCAACUUAAUGGGACAAAGUGACAAUUCAAUUGGCAAUCAACAAAUUAUUAAUAACUCACCUGCCGUAUCACAAAAUUAUCAGGAAAAAACGCUUGAAAACAGUCAGAAUAACAACCAAGGAUUGAAUCCAGUGGAUGUUAAUAAUAAUAAUAAUCAAGGAUUGAAUCUAAUGGAUGCUAAUAACAAUAACCAAGGUGUGAAUCUAGCAAACGUUAAUAACAAUAACCAAGGAUUAAAUCAAGCAGAUACUAUUAAUAAUGGUCAAGGAUUGAAUCCGGUGGAUGUUAAUAACAAUAACCAAGGAUUGAAUCCGGUGGGUAAUGAUAACAAUAAUAAUAAUCAAGGAUUGAAUCCAGUGGAUACUAACAACAAUAACCAAGGUUUGAAUCUAGCAACUGCUAAUAACAAUAACCAAGGAUUAAAUCAAGCAGAUACUAUUAAUAAUGGUCAAGGAUUGAAUCCGGUGGAUGUCAAUAACAAUAAUCAAGGGUUGAAUCAAGCAGAUACUAUUAAUAAUAAUCAAGGAUUGAAUCCAGUGGAUGUCAAUAACAAUAACCAAGGGUUGAAUCCGGCGGGUAAUGUUAAUAAUAAUCCAGGAUUGAAUCAAGUAGAUAAUAUUAAUAAUAACCAAGGAUUGAAUCUGGCGGAUGCCAAUAACAAUAACCAAGGUUUGAAUCAAGAAAAUGCCAAUAACAAUAACCAAGGGUUGAAUCAAGCAGAUACUAUUAAUAAUAAUCAAGAAUUGAAUCCAGUGGAUGUCCAUAACAAUAACCAGGCCAACGGAGAUUCUCUACAAUUUAAAAGAGCAAACUCUGAACAAAAUCACCCAACGAUCUUACAAGUAAAUGAUUCAGGUGCUUCACAUUUGAAUAAUGAUAAUAUGAACAAUAAUGAAGUCAACCUUCAGCAAGUUAACCCGAAUUCAGACCCCAUUGAUACCAAUAAUCAAGCUGGGUUACAAGCAGCUCCAGAUAAUACCAAUGCUGAGGCUAAUCCAUUGAAAAAUUCACAGUUAAACUCUCAAGAUUCAUCUUAUAAUAACAAUGUACAUCAAAAUUCACCAGAUGGCACCUUACAGGAUAACACAAUAGUAAGUGACAAAGAUAAUCAGAAUAACAAUAUCCUAAUCGCUGAGGAGAAAACUCAAGACGACGCAUCAAAUUCUCAGCAAUCUUCUUUGCAAGACAAUAGUCAGUCACAAACUAACGAAAAUUUACAAUCUCUAAUCGUUGAUGAAAGGCAAAAUGACAAUUCAGAACUGGUGGCAAAAAAUUCUAACUUUGAUAAGGCAGAAAUAGACAUUGGAAAUAGAAAUGAUGCAAUCAAUCAGCAGCAAGUCAGAGAGGACCAAAAUCCUAAUUCUUUUAGCUCAAAUGAAUUACAGUUAAAUAAUGGUACGCCAAACGAAAUCAUUUAAAGCCGUGCUUUCUAAUUAUAUUAGUUUAGCGAUUUCUGAUAGUUUUUCUUCUAAAAAUAAUUCUCCUUAGAACCUUUUAACAAAAGCAAUAUUCAAUAUCAUUUUCCCAACACAUUUACUUAAGAACUUUUUCUAUGCGAACAGGUGAUACUAAUGUUAGAAGUGUCGAUGUCGAUAGAACAGGGAGUCAAACUGAGGUAAGCUUUAGAAAGAUAAUUAUGAAUAUAUAGUCAAGUCUUUUUAAAAUACUGUGCUGGCUAUAAAAACAUCAGAAAAACUUAUUACAAAUAUUUAAAAAGAAUAUAUUUUUUCUCUAUCUCUCUACUCUCUCCCUACCGUUUGAAAUUGCAGAAGUUUAAAACGGAAAGUGUU